Molecule: messenger RNA, 678 nt
Organism: Lichtheimia ornata
Lineage: Eukaryota; Fungi; Mucoromycota; Mucoromycetes; Mucorales; Lichtheimiaceae
Exons: 1
Coding region: 1-678 (225 amino acids)
Source: RefSeq, a predicted model, not a curated record
AUGUACAGUGGCCAUUUUGCCUUUGCAAAUGUGAUUCGACGGUGGUAUCCUGAUACACCAGCAUACAUUCUUGUUCUUGGUGUCGGUUGGCUUGAUGUAGUAUUUGCCCUCUUGUGCCUUUGGGGUAUUGAAGGAUUUGUAGAAGAUCCUAGUGCAGGUUUACAAGGCGCUAGUGGUUUCUGCGACUAUUCUCAUAGUCUUUUUGGGACCAUUGUAUUGUCAGCUUUGUAUGGGGCCAUGUUCGGUGUUCCUGGUAUGGUGGCUUCAUUGUCUCAUUGGAUACAAGAUUGGGUGGUGCAUAACGAUGACUUGUUCCUCGACCCCUUCAGCAAGAUCCUCCUUGGUGGUACCAAUUUUUGGUCGCGGUUUCCAGAGUUGGCAUUUUACUUUGAAGCCUUAUUCAUUGUGGUCUGUGCAUGUGCUGCACCCGAUGCACGUAAGCCACGCACGAUAGCUGCCAAUGCAUUUUUACUCGCUUUGCAUGUGAUGUCUCGCUUUAUGCUUCCCACCACCAUGAAGCAGUUGGUGUCUAUUGAAGAUGAUAGUACUCGGUACUUUGCAACGGGUGCUAAUAUCCUUGUUGCCAUUGUCAUUCCAAUCAUUGUCAUGAGCACUUUAUUGCAACCCAUAUCCUCCUCUUCCUCCCCAUCAGCUGAGACACAAAGAAAAAGAGAUUGA